AGAAUCUGCAUUCUUUCAACAUUCUGUGCCGACGUCGCAAACCAAACCGCUCAUUCUCUCCUGUUCGCCGAUGCAAGUGGGACUUGUAUCUACUAAAACAACCUAAAGAUUUUGGGCUCCUGGACUAUUGCUAUUGACAGUGGGGUUGGAGAACCCAAUCUGAGAUUCAUAUUCCGCCGGAAUGAGUCCUGUGGAUACAACGCCAUUCCCGAUAUGGCCACGGGACUUUGUGAGCGACCUCAAGUCCGCUCCUGAGACAUUAUCCAGUUGGGACAAUUGCAUGGCCAAAUCUUACUGCAAAUGGCCUGUCAUCGUUGCGAUCAUUGUCGGUGGGGUCAUUGUUAUCUCUAUUCUGGCAUGCAUAAUAAACUGCUUGUGCUGUGGCAUACAAUGCUGCAAGUGUUGCGGGUGUUGUUCAUGCUGUUGUCCAUCUCCUCGUCGAAAGAAGGAACCAAAAUACUUGGAUGAGCCAUAUAACCAACCCCCUCCACAAAUGCCUCCGCCUCCGGUAAACAAUCCUUAUCAACCUCCUCCACCCCCGGUUCUCCCUACAUAUCGUGGAGCGCAGGUCGCACGGUUUGACAAUCCUCCGAGCCCUGCUAACUCGAAAGGCAAUGAGGAUGCGUUGCCGGCGAUGCCCACUUGGGAUAGUGCUAUAACCAAAAGGGUCGAAGACCCUUCCCACCACCAGGAUGCAAUGGAGAUGGAACCUUUGAACCUUUCCAACCAAAAACCUCGGCGAACGCCAUCUGUACCACAAUUAAAUGGAGGUGGUGGUGCCUACAUGGGGCCUCCUCCACUUGUCAGGACCGGCACGGCUUUCACUUCUUCUAGCUAUUACCCCGAUGACCAGAGCGCCUACCGUACUCGUUCCCCCGGUGUGGCGUCUCCUGGCCCCGUCUCACCAUAUGAACAAUCCUAUGGUGAUUAUUCUCAUGCAUAUGCGUCUCAACCCCACUAUAUGCCCAUUGGCACAGCCCUCUCGCCGUCAGCUGAUGCUUCUCCUGCACCGUAUCGUCAACCAUCCCCAGCCAUCAGCCAUGCGCCUGGGAUGGCAUUAUCCACGGAUGGCGCUCGUCCUAUACCAUAUCGGCAACCAUCUCCUGGCAUCCAUCAAUCGCCUAUCAAUAGGACGAUGUCUCCUGCGAACUCCGCACCGUCUUACAGAGCCCUGACCCCUGGAAACUCGACCCCAGUCUACCAAGCAAUGACUUCCCCCAGUCAAGAGCCUGUUUACCGGGCGAUGUCUCCCCCUAACCAAGAAGCCGCUUACCGCGCGAUGCCGCCUCCUAACCUUCAGUCCGCCUACAAGGCAAUGCCUCCUCCCAAUUCUGAACCUGCUUACAGGGCAAUGCCUCCUCCGUUAAACACCGAACCGGUUUUUAGGGACACGUCUCCCUCCAUUCCUUCGUCGCCACCUCCGCCAUUCACAUCCAGUCCCGCUCCUCAUGAAAUGAUACAUGACUCGGGCAGGCCCCCGAGCCUCCUACAAAGCGGACGGAAGGCUGUUCCCAAUUCUUCCAAGGAUGUUUAGUCAUCCCUUAUUGAUAUAUUCGAGAUUCUGUGAUCAAUUGAACACGACACCCAGUGACUUCAGUGUAUCAAUGUCAAUUUCCCAAGCCGGUUUGUUCUGUAA
Messenger RNA from Aspergillus alliaceus, 1636 nucleotides. RefSeq lists its product as uncharacterized. The record is from RefSeq and is a predicted model, not a curated record. Gene Ontology annotation, cellular component: plasma membrane; cellular bud neck. NCBI's taxonomy places the organism in Eukaryota, Fungi, Ascomycota, Eurotiomycetes, Eurotiales, Aspergillaceae. The transcript is spliced from 3 exons. Bases 182 to 1534 code for a protein of 450 amino acids.